Molecule: messenger RNA, 2232 nt
Organism: Aspergillus heteromorphus CBS 117.55
Lineage: Eukaryota; Fungi; Ascomycota; Eurotiomycetes; Eurotiales; Aspergillaceae
Exons: 4
Coding region: 1-2139 (712 amino acids)
Biological process (GO): regulation of DNA-templated transcription; DNA-templated transcription
Cellular component (GO): nucleus
Molecular function (GO): DNA binding; DNA-binding transcription factor activity, RNA polymerase II-specific; zinc ion binding
Source: RefSeq, a predicted model, not a curated record
AUGCCGCCCCUCCGGCGCAAGAACGGCCGCGAACCCGCCUGCGAAGCAUGCCGCCUGCGCAAACUCGCCUGCGACCACGAGCAGCCCUCCUGCCGACGGUGUCACCGACUGUCCCUGAAAUGCAUCUAUCUGGCGAACCCGCUGGCCAAAGUGCCCCGGAGCAUCCCUGCCCCGGCUUCCACCACCACCACCACCACAACCUCUCCAAUCCCAAUACAGGCGCCUCCUCCGAGCAACCCCAACCAAGAUCCAGCAGUGGUAAGCAGCAAAACGUGCUGUCCCGGCGCGGAAUCAACGACCCCCAUCGUCGAAAGCUCAGCAGAGUACCUCGGACCGACGAGCUUCACGUCCGUGUUCGUGGAACACCGCGAUCGAUUCGAGGUAGACGAUGCGUUGCGAACAUCCUCUUCCGCCGUCGGCACGACCACUCCCCCCACCUCCUCGUCCAACCCCCCAGCAGCCCCAACCCCAGAUGAACCCACCAUCCCGCCCCGAAUCAUCCACCUCGGCGUCCAGAUCCUCCAAAACAUCCCGGACCAAGAAACCUGCGACAGUCUGUUCGAGAAGCUCUCCCCGCUCAUGGACGCCUGUCUCCGACCUGCCUAUCGUCUCGGCUCGGAUCUCACUUGGUCGGAGUACCGGAGCCAACUAACCAGCUCCACAACCAGCUCCACCCCAUCCCCCCUGCAAACCAUGGCCCACCGCAUCUCCAUCGCAAGUCUAUCCCCCCUGCACCCCUCCGACAGCCCCCGCCGAUGGGUCGAGUCCUUCUCCGGCAAGCAAACGCGGUGGGAGUUCCUGGGCACCCUGUUCACGUACUGGUCUGCCGGGGCGGCGCUGAUGUCCCCCGGGGGGGAGAGCGAAGCGAGUAGGGCCUAUCGGGCUCGCCGGGGGGUGAAGGCGGGGAGUCGGGAUCUGAUGGUGCAUUUGAAGCGCUGUGCCGCGAUGUGUAUGGAGUUGUGUAGUCAGAUUGGGGCUGUCAAUGCCUUGUUUGUGCAUUUGGCGUAUAAGCAUAAUAUUUUGGAGAGUAUGGCGAGUGGGGAUAAGAGCCUCUCCUUCUGGCGCCAACACGGCGACGUCAUCGCCGUAACGACAUCCAUCGGACUACACCGCGAGAUGUCCUCCGAGUGGGACAAGGUAUCAUUCCAGCAUGAGAUCAAGAGACGGCUGUAUGCGUCGAUCUACAACUUCGAUAAAGUGAUCUCGACGUUCACGGGGAGGCCUCCGCUGCUGAAUCGGCGGUAUUCGACCACCCAGCUGCCGAGGGAGAUCAGCGACGAGGACAUCAUGUCCGAGGCGGGGCUGUCGGGGGCGCUGGCGCACCUUGAUGCGAAUGGCUGGGAUAGGAGCGCAGGGCGGACGCUGUAUCCGACGACGCUGCUCCGCGCACGUGCGAUGCUGGCGAAGAAUCGCGAGGCGAUCCUCGAGGUCCUGGAGACGUCGCAGGAUAGUAUUACCGAGUCGGCGGUGCAGGAAUGCUUCCAGCUCAAAGCCUCGGCGCACGAGAUGUUCGCGCAGUUCCCCGACGACCUGACCUUCAAAGACGAGUACAUCGACGACGCUGACGUCCCCGGCCCCGUGCUGUUCCUGCGGAUCCUCGUCCGGCUGGACUUCCUCCUCAGCAUGUUCAUCCUGGAACGACUGCUAACGCGCCACAAAGUCGUCACCGAGCAGACCCUCAUCCACGUGAGCCAGGAGAUGCUGGGCUUGACGCUGAUAUUCUGGAAACAUAAGGACCGCUUCGUCAACCAUCAUGACUUUUCCUGGCUGGCAAUGUCCUACGCCGCCCCCUGCAGCGGCAUCCUCUGCCUCGAGCUCCUCCGCCAAGCCUCCCACCCACAGUCCUACACGCUGGACCUCCCGCGGUCCGAAAUCAUCCAGAAUCUGAGUCUGCUGGUGGCGUUCCUCGACUGGCUGCGUCCGUGGGAGUCGGAUGGCGCGGUCCGGACGCAGAUCAAGGCGAUUCUGCAGCGAUCGCUGGACCGGAUCCUCAGCAUGCCUGCGUCGCUGUGCGGCCCCAUGCCGGCGUUCGAGGACAGGAGUGUCAGUAUGGGUAUUCCGGAUUUUGCGGGCGCGGAGUAUCCCCAUCUCGAGCUGCUGAAUACGUUUGGUUGGGUGGAUUGGGGUGCUGGGGUGUAGGAUCUAUCUAUAUCUAUUGCUUUGCUACCGCAGCUUGGCCAACUGGGGGUAUCCUGACCCACCCCUACCCCUCCCGGACAUGCUCUAUCUUUU